UCAAACAGGCCCCGCGGUGGAGAGAGCCUUGUCUCUCUCUCUCUCUCUCUCUCUCUCUCUCUCUCUGUGUGUGUGUGUGUGUGUGUGUGUGUGUGUUUCUGUCCCUGCCAUGUUGCGCCUGACGAUGUGGACCGUUGCAUUCGCACCAGGCCCGAAACGGAAAUCGCCCCACCAACCAGGAGGCUUUUUCCACGACAAUCCUUUUGCCGCGUAGGAGCUGGUAGGUGGGGGCACAGAAUGAAGCGAGUGUAGAGUAGAUGCACCAGGGACAUCUGUCUAAGGCCCACGGUGUCCCAUGCGCCGGGGACGUCUCGUUGAAUUCCACAGUCUUCCGUCCGUUCUGCUUUUCUGUGCGAGAGUGCAAGUUGAGGACAUCUCUGAAGUUUCCGUAGUGCUCACUACGAUUGCGGAAGCUCAGGGUGGUGCGACUUGGCGGAGUGCGGUCAUGGAAGCUUUUGACGAUGGACGGGAGCUAGCAGUUAUGGGCCAGGCGUGUGCGAAGUGUCAUCGCCAAGUGCGGGCGCUGAUCCGCACACUGCUUGCUGACUGCUUCCGAAGUUGUCGGCCCGGGAGUGCAUUGGACGAGGCGAAGAGGAUAACGAUCACGGCUCGACGAGAAGAGGGAGAUGACGACCACCUGUCGCCAGCUGUGCGGCUGACUUUCGCCGACACUGGGAGAGGGAUAAGCGACGGUCUGAUGGCGGCACACUGCAGGCGGAUUCUGGGAGAGACGAUGGACUGCUCCACCCCGUGCACCGUGCACCACACACCGGAGGUCGUGUGGAAUGGUGAGAUCCUUGUCAUGACCACCACGAUAGAAGAUGCCGAGAUUCGUCGGUAUGCGGUGAGAGUCGUAGUGGACCGGAAAAUGAAGGAGACCAUAGAACAGGACCGGGUGGGAAGAUCGCAACCCCACUCCAAGUUGCAGAAGUUGCGCUUUCAAUCGCAGCCAGAAAUAGUCCAGCUGGCAUCGCUCGUGAAACCCCGAGGAGCCUUCAGCGGCUCGGAGAGGUCGGUGAUGCUCAAUGGCCGCUCCUUUGAGGAUUGCGUUGUUUACCUUGAAUCCCUUUGUUACAAGCUCUCAAUUCUCAACAUGAAGGUUCUUGUAGAGCUCCAUCUUCACCAUCUUCCAAACCUUCCUGGCCACGAGACGAGACAACGGCCUGAAUCGUCAACAGCAUUGGGCGCAUCAUCGCACAUGCUCGUGACUUUUGCAGAGGGAAUUGCAGCCCCCGCGACAUGCACAAAUCUGGAGAGGCUGAAAACUGGCAUAGAAGGCUACCUAUCCCGUCGAUUAGGAUCACCAUCGGACACCGGCGCUGACGAAUUCAACCAAGUUGAAUGCGUCGACCAAGUUGACGAUCUUCGGAGGAGUGAAACCUCUUACCCUUCGAGCAGCAAGGGCGGAGGCAGCUGUAGUGAUGUGCUCACUAUUGCUAGUAGUUGUAGUGUAGGUAACAGCCAUGGUAGCAGUAGGCGUAAUGCGAGUAGCAUCGGAGAAGGAGACAUGAAGGUCAAAAGAGAUGGUGUUCUAGCGUCAAGGUGGAGAAUGGGGAUAGGAGGAGCAGGAUUUGAAGCAGGGUCGAGGCGGACACCGUGGACAGUGCACGCAUGCGUGAUUGCAUACUUGAAAGAAGUCGUUGACAUCAACGGCAAGCAGGAGGCGGAGCAUCUGUCUGUCCCGGAUGGCGGCAGCCGCAGAUCGGCGUCACUCUUUGCUCCGAGCGAGAAAGGAAGGAUUUGCGCAGAGAUAAUAUUCUUCAGCAAUUUCGCCUACCAGAUUCUCCCACAGUCCGUUUCGAAAGUACUCCAAAGCAGAGUGGCGUGGGAAGGUUAUGGUCUGAAAGUGGAGAAAAAUGAUGACGGUCGUGCCAGCCUCAGUAUCAGCAGUGGCAGCAGCGGCGGUGGCGGCGGCGACGGAAUGGAGUUGAGAUGUGAGCUACAGAUGCGAUCGGUCGCUACAGAUGCAAUUUCAAAAAUUGAACUUAUCCUUCAUCAGUAUGCGCCGUUUGGAGUGCCGGUAUCGGAGGGCGAAAAGCCAUCGACAAGAACCGAGAGCAGAUUAGUGAAGCAGGCUGUGGAAAUGGCACUCGACGAACUGAAGACAAACGAGCCGACGAUCUUCGACAGCAUGUACCAGGCGAAGGUACGGCGCUGCAUUCCUGAUCUGUCAAAAUGUGUGUCGUCCAUCGUCUUGCAAUCAACGGACGAGAGUUUCCGUCAAGAGUGUGCUCACCUUGUUGGAUUUCGCGAGAGGGAUGAGCUGGAUCGUCUUGCCGAUUUCAUUUGCCGGAGACUUGAGACUGUAGUAGUCAGUCUGGAAGAAAAGAAGAGGGUGACACGCCCCGCGCCUUCUUCUUCUUCUUCUUCUCCUCCUCCUCCUUCCAUUGCUGCCGAUAGUUCAGCAACUUCCUCCUACUCCAACGAAGGUGGUUCAUUCUCCAGUAGGUUCCGCUCAUCUGGUCCUGAUCCCAUGCAAGUACCCAAAGCAGAGGCUGGGAUGGGAUCCGGAUGGGAUGGCGAGGUGGGCACGGGUGCGGUACGGGCCAAGCGAAGACUUUCUUCCCCCCCUCCUCCUCCUCCUCCUCCUUCGUGCAGCAGGAUUGCAAGCGACAGAAGGGGUAGACGGAUAACCUCCUGGUCAGGAACUCCCGGCGAUGAUUGCGUGUGUUCAGACAGGCGAAGCGGUCUCUGGGAUGAUAUUGGUAAUGGCCAGGAGGUUUCAAGCCAUGUAAUCACCGAUGCACGGGACCUGGAUUUCUGGAGCUAAACUGUGACUUGAGAAAAAAGGAUAGGAUGGUAUGCGUCAACAACUCGG
Molecule: messenger RNA, 2818 nt
Organism: Chara braunii
Lineage: Eukaryota; Viridiplantae; Streptophyta; Charophyceae; Charales; Characeae
Source: the annotation of a GenBank genome assembly